Neocloeon triangulifer is the source of this 27343-nucleotide messenger RNA. RefSeq names its product microtubule-actin cross-linking factor 1 (gene shot). The record is from RefSeq and is a predicted model, not a curated record. The coding region runs from base 652 to 25989 and encodes 8445 amino acids. Gene Ontology annotation, biological process: wound healing; intermediate filament cytoskeleton organization. The transcript is spliced from 62 exons. Gene Ontology annotation, molecular function: structural molecule activity; calcium ion binding; microtubule binding. Lineage: Eukaryota; Metazoa; Arthropoda; Insecta; Ephemeroptera; Baetidae. Gene Ontology annotation, cellular component: cytoplasm; cytoskeleton; membrane.
CACAACAAAGACGGAGCACGGUUCGGACGGACGCAAGGAGGACCAGUGGUCCGACCCGAAGCAACGUGUCUUGGAGUGCAAACAAUUCAGUUGGCCCUGCACCGAGAGUCUCGCAGGAGAAGCAGAAAGAAAGAGGUUCGGAGAAGUGGCUCGAGUGCAGCAGCGAGCGCCGAGCUCGGUCUCGAGAGCUCAGUCUUGGAGCGGCCGCCGAACGCGACUGACUGUCCGUGCGCGUCUGCAAACAAGCGCGAAAAGAUCAUUUCGGAAAAAAGGCUGGAAACCGGAAUUCCCACGCUGCGGAGUGAGAGUGGUGGAGCGAAAAAGUCCCCCCUUCGGAAGAGCGAGCGGCCCACACCGCGGCGUGACGUCGCGGUCAGCAUGGAGGCCUUUUAUGGUCGCACCACCAGGUCGUCGUGGGCUCCGCCGGGCACACCCCUGCUGUAGGUGUCCCCCCACGUGACCUGUGAUUGUUAUGCGGUGCUAAACGCAGCUGACGCAGUGGGGACGAACAACAAGAGCAGCGCCGGUUUGUGCUCCAGUCGCAAGAACAACGCCGGACCCUGCGUGGUCAUGAACCCUGUGCUCGUUUUUGACUUCUAGUUUUGACACUUCUUGUUGGUAAAAAAAAGAGAGAAUUAGUUUUUGUGCGAUAUGUCGACGCAGUCGUACUACAAGGAGCGCCUCGGCUUCGACCCCCAGGAGGAGGCCAACCACUUUGACAAAAACCAACAGGGCUACGAGGAGAAUUUGUCCAAGUUCAAAGGUUUGUGGGAGAUUUUCGUUUCCACUCUAGAUGAACGUGAUGCCAUACAGAAGAAGACCUUCACCAAAUGGGUGAACAAGCACUUGAAAAAGACCUACACGUGUCUCCACGUGUGUUCAAAUACGAGUGGACCUUGCUGCUCUCCAACCGCGAACCGUCACGUGAAUGAUUUAUUCGAGGAUCUGCGAGAUGGCCACAGCCUCAUCUCGCUGCUCGAAGUCCUCUCCGGCGAGCACCUGCCGCGAGAGAGAGGUCGCCUGCGAUUCCACAUGCUGCAGAACGUGCAAGUGGUGCUCGACUUUUUGCGCUACAGAAAGAUAAAGCUGGUGAACAUCCGCGCCGAGGACAUUGUUGACGGGAAUCCCAAGCUCAUCUUGGGUCUCAUCUGGACCAUCAUUCUGCACUUCCAGAUCUCGGACAUCGUGGUAGGACAGGAGCCCAACGUCAAUGCCAAAGACGUGCUCCUGCGUUGGGCCCGCCGCACAACGGCCCGCUACCCCGGCGUCCGCGUCAACGACUUCACUGGCAGCUGGCGCGACGGUCUCGCAUUCAACGCCAUCAUCCAUCGCAAUAGACCCGACCUCAUCGACUGGAGAAACAUUCGCAACCGUGCCAACCGCGAGAGACUGGACCAGGCAUUCCACGUUGUCGAGCGAGAGUACGGAGUCACCAGGCUUCUUGAUCCCGAAGAUGUGGACAUUCCACAGCCAGACGAGAAGUCACUCAUCACCUACAUUUCGUCCCUUUACGAUGUCUUCCCUGAACCACCGCCACUCCACCCACUCUAUGACCCUGAAUUGCAACGACGCUCCGAAGAGUACCGCGAGGUGUCCAGCUCUCUGCUCAUCUGGAUGAGGGAAAAGCUUGUGAUCAUGCAAGACCGCAACUUCCCCCCGACCCUCAUCGAGAUGAAGAAGUUGGCCAGCGAGUCGUCGCGCUUCCGCAACGAGGAGGUGCCGGUGAAGCUGCACGACAAGAACCGGCUGGCGCACCUGUGGCGCGACCUGGAGAAGCACCCUGAGUCCUCGUCAGGCGAGAUCGACAUGGAGGCCGAGCUGCGCAUCGACAGCCUCGAGAAGCACUGGAACCGGCUGAUGCAGGCGCACCAGGAGCGCGACCAGGCCAUUGUGGAGGAAAUCAAACGACUGGAAAGACUGCAGCGGCUCGCCGAGAAGGUGCACCGCGAGAUGAAGGGCGUCGAGGGCAGGCUGGAGGAGCUCGAGCACCGCGUCGACGAGGAGGCGCGCAGACUCGACCGUCUGCACCCGCUCGACGCCAAGCACAACGCCGACGCUCUGGAGCACGAGCUCAGGAUUGUCGAGGACAGCAUCCAGGCUCUCUUCUCUGAUGUGCAGGUCCUGCUUGAUGGCAGGUACCCGCAAGCUCAGGAGAUGCACAAGAGAGUGCAGAAGCUGCACCAGCGCUGGGUCAACUUGCGCUCGACUCUGCACACCAAGCUGAUUUCCCAGCUGGCGUCCAUGUCGUUCCCAGUUGAGGAAAGAACCGUCACCAGACACACAAAGACGGUCACAGAAACCAGACUUGUGGACACCAACAUUCACUUCAGGCAGCUGCAAGAGUGCAUCGACUGGUGCAGAAACAAACUUAGCAACAUUGGUGAGGCCCGAUUCGGAAACGAGCUGGCUGAAGUCAACAUCGAACUGGAGGCGCAGAUCAGGGAACACAACCUGAUCGAGCAGUUCAACACCCAAGUGGAGCAAUGCAUUGGAGCCAAGAACAACUUUGGCGGUGAAGAGCUCAUCCUCUACACGCAACAGCUGGUUGUGCUGCAGAAAAUGUACAUCGAGCUGCGCACCAUCUCGGCCAAGCGUCUGCACGACCUGGAGGUGUUGCAGGACUUCUUGCAAUCGGCCACCAACGAACUCAUGUGGCUCAGCGAAAAGGAGGAGGCUGAAAUCAAACGCGACUGGAGCGACAAGAAUCUUGACUUGCAAGCCAUUGAAAAUUACUAUGAGAACUUGAUGAGUGAUCUGGAAAAGAGGGAGAUCCAGUUCAGUGCCGUCCAAGACCGUGGAGAGGCGCUGAUUCUGCAGCACCACCCUGCGGCCAAAACCAUCGAGGCCUACAUGACUGCCAUGCAGAGCCAGUGGGCCUGGCUACUCCAGCUGACCCUCUGUCUGGAGACACACCUGAAACACGCCAACCACAAUCACGCCUUCUUCCGCGAGGCCAGGGAAUGUGAACACUGGAUUACACAGCGUGACGAAGUGCUCAACUCCGUCUACUCGGUGUCUGAAUUCUCUCUGGAUGAGGGGGAAAGGCUGCUGAAGGGCAUGCAGGAGCUCAGAGAAGAACUUGCUCAUUAUGGUGAGGUUGUCCAGGCUUUGGUUGACCGAGCUAAGGAUGUGGUGCCCCUUAAGCAGCGUAGACAGCCUGUGUCGAGACCUAUGAAGGUCAACGCCAUCUGUACCUUCAAGCAAAAUAAUGUCUCGAUUGAAAAGGGAGACCAGGUAACUCUUCAUGACAACGCUCAAAGGAGCAAGUGGAAGGUGACCACGGUGCACAAUGUGGACGCUGGCGUUCCUGGAGUCUGCUUCAGUCUGCCGCCACCUUGCAAAGACGCCAUGGACCUGGCCGAGAGGCUGCAAAGGCAGUUCGACCGGUCAGUUGCCCUUUGGCAGAAGAAGCAGCUGCGCAUGAGGCAGAACAUGAUUUUCGCCACCAUCAAGGUUGUCAAGAGCUGGGAUCUCCAGCAGUUCCUUGCCAUGGGUCAGGAACAGAGGAAUGCCAUUCGAAAGGCGCUGAAUGAAGACGCUGACAAGCUGCUGCAAGAGGGUGACCCUAAUGACCCCCAACUCCGCAGACUGCGCAGAGAAAUGGACGAGGUCAAUAGGCUGUUUGAUGAAUUUGAACGCAAGGCCAAACUCGAAGAGGAAAUGAAGCAAUUGACUCGUCUGUUCAAUGAGAAGUCCUCGACUCUUCUGACCCAGCUAGAGGAGAUCGAACACACCCUGGCCAUGCGUGCUGUUGCCACCAUUCCUAGAGACCUGGACACCCUGGAGCACCUGGUCAUUGACCACAAGGAGCUCGAACAAAGGCUGCAGUCUCUGGAGCCUGAAGUGGAGGCUGUGCAAAAUACAUUCCGCUCCAUUCCACGCAAGACACAAUCCAUGCAGACAAAGAUGGACACCAUCAUCAACAAGUGGACCACUUUGUGGAGCUCGUCGCACCUUUACAUCGAGAGGAUGAAGUGCGUCGAAAUUGUACUGGCUGGCUUGGACGAGGCCACCACCGUUGUGUCUGAGUACGAGCUCAAACUCACUGCCUUCCGUGAAAUGCCAUCUGACUUAGAUUCACUGCAACAAAUGCACGAAGAGCUUGUCCAGCUGCAAUGCAACAUGCAGCAACAGCAGCACAUCAUUGAUCAACUUGGAGACGACGCUGCCAACACCAGGCGCCUGGUUGAAAAGUCUCGCCCUGCAACUCAGAGGGCUCACCCUGACGUUGACAGACUUGAACAAGAUGUCCAGAGAGUCACCAACAGAUGGGCUUCUGUCUGCAACCAAAUGGUUGAAAGACUCCGAAGUUGUGAGGCUGGCUACGAGCUGUUGCAAAAGUACAGCAGCCAGUACACGCAGGAGGUCUCCUGGAUAGAUGAGAGCUACUCGCAGCUGAAGACUCUGGCUCCCCUGGAGGGUCUGGCCAGAGAGCAAAUUGAGCCUACAACCGCACUUUAUAAUAAGGUGAACGAACACAUGCCACAAUUAGAAAAAGUCAAUGUGGUUGGAUCAAGAUACAUUAGGGAGGCAAAGAUUUACGCGUCCAGACUGCAGCAGUUCAGGCGGCUGGUGGAGGAAAUGCAGCCGAGCUUUGACGCCUCCCAGCAGAUAAAGCGACCGCGCUCGUCCUCCUUGCCCGGGGAUGAGGUGGUCAGCGAGCAGCUGGACACCCUGAACCACCGCUUCCAGAGCCUGCUGGAUAUUUUGUCUGACAGAAUCAAGCAGUUUGCGGCUCUGAACCCUGACGACCCUGAGAUCAAGCUCAUUGUGUCGCAAAUGAAGCCGCGCGAGUUCCGCACCUUCAGGACAGAGCUCAACUUGUCGGAUCUCAACUCAGACCCUAGAAUAACAGAUAACUCGCAGGACCUGGUCGACUCGUCGCCACUGCACAACCGUUCGAGCGCAGUCAUCGUGAGCUCUCGCGAGGGCUCGCCUUUAAAACACCCUUACCACAAUGGGGGAACUAACGGCAACUAUGACCCCAAUGGAACCAGUCUAGUCUUUUCCGAAACUCGCUCAGUACGUAGGAUUUAUUCAAGUGACCCAGGUGGGGGUGGUGGGGAUUUAAGUCAAACUAGGGGAAUCAUUGACCCUCGAAGUGGGGAGGUUUUGACGUUGGCCGAAGCCAUAGCCAAACGAAUUCUAGAUGUAAGGACAGGGCAGUUAAUAGACCCCCGAACGGGCACAAAAAUGAGCAUUGGCGAGGGUGUAGCCGCUGGUCUCAUUGAAGAGAGGUUGGCGCAAAAGUUGCUCGGCCCUGGCGGCGUCGACGUCAACAAUCGACCCGCCACUCUGCUAGAGGCCAUCCAGAGAGAGAUCCUGGAGGCCGAACGGGGCGGCACCUUUGUCGAGCCGCACUCAGGCAAGCAGAUCUCCUUUGAAGAGGCCUACAACCUGGGACUCGUCCGGCGGGAACAGGUAAGCCCCCUCCUUUCUUGCUUACUUGCUGCACCUCCCACCAUCGACGAGGCCAUCGAAAAGGGUCUAUUGGACCCGGCAAGCGCCUCGUACGUUGACCACAGCACUGGCUCACGUAUCCCCUUCUCGGAAGCGAUAGAUAGGGGUUUGAUAACCGUCAGCAAAAGCACCCUUGUCUAUAGAACUCCCGGCGUCGCCUUGUCAGACGCAAUCACGCAAAAUCUCGUCGAGGAAUAUUCAGGGCAGCUCGUUGACCGCCGAACGGGUGAGAAACUAACCCUGGAUGAGGCUGUCGACAAAGGCAUCGUCAACCCUGGAAUCAGGGAGAUCGUCGACUCUGCUCAAGACGUGAAGCUGACCCUGAAAAAGGCCAUGGAGGUUGGCAUCAUCAACGCCAUCCAGGGCCGGUACGAGCACCGAGCCUCUGGUGAGCGACUCACAUUCCACGAAGCGCACAGAAGGAAACUCAUCAUCAGGCCAAUGACCCUGAAGGACUGCUGUGACCAGGAUUUGAUAAGUGAGGACGGCAAAAUCACCAGUCCAACGCACAGACGCAAAAUCACUAUUCUUGAAGCCGUCUCAGCCGGCGUUCUGGACGUUGACGCAAAAUCAGUCAGUAAUGUUGCCACUGGAGAACUGCAGUCCCUGUCGCAGGCCCUUGCGACUGGAAUUAUUCUACCUGAAGGAAAGUACAAAGACACCGGUGCCAAUAAACUGCUCACAAUUCCAGAGGCGGCUGACAAAGGCCUGAUAACCUCUGUUGCUCAAAAAAUGAUUUUCGACAUUGAUGGAAUUCGCGAUCCAGACACAAGCGAGUUUGUCAGUUUAAAUAUUGCACUCUUUAGAGGCUUGAUUGAUCCUAACACUGGGGAGUUAAUUUUGGACCCCAGCACUGGAGAGAGUUUGUCACUCCAAGAAGGAGUGGAAAUGAAACUUGUGCAGCCCCAAGUUUUGGAAAUGCUGAACCGGAAAGUGGGCAUCAUUGACGUCAUGGGAAGAGAAAUGUCUGUGAUUGAGGCUGUGAUAAAAAAGAAGUUGGAUCCGAGAACGGGCCAAAUUUUGGAAAAUGGCCACCCUAUUUCAGUUGACGAGGCCAUCCAGAAGAACAUAAUUACGGCCGAAGGCGCCGCAAUGCUUUCAGGCCUGCUGGACAUCACGGUUACCACCUCAACGGUGACUAAAACAAUCAAAAGAUAUGUCACAGUGACCUCAAGUGGAGUGACCAAUACCGAGGUCACCAUGAGCUACGGAGAAGCCAUUCGACGCGGCCUUGUGGACGAGUCGGCUGAAACAUUCAAGCACCCUUCAACAGGAGUUAUUAUGUCAAUUCAGGAGGCAGCCCAGAAAGGGCUCAUCAGCGGCGGCUCUCGCACUCCAUCACCUACAAAAAGACCGUCAAGUAAAGAGCAAUCGCCAAUUAAAGAACAACAGAAACGUCCGAGCUCCUCAAUUGAAUCAUCACCUGCGAAAACACCAAGAAGGGGCAGCAGCCCUUCGGUCAUCGACCGGCGAGUCUUUGAGUUGCCCCCGGACGGCUGGUUCCUGUCCGAGGCCAUUGACCAGCGGCUCUUUGACCCGGUCAUUGGCCUCUUCACCAUCCCAGGAACGGACAGACUUGUGUCGUUUGAGGAAUGCGUCAAACUUGGAAUUAUUAAUCCCGAAUCAGCUGAGGUCAUUGACACAAGCAAUGGGCGCCUAAUUUCGCUCAUGAGGAGCCUGGACAAACUUGUGAUUGACGCCACUGGCCACUACAAAGAAAAAUCCGGCAAAAAGGUUACCAUGAAGGAGGCGAUUGAAAAUAGGCAAGUUAUUCUGCAGGCCAGAAUGGACGUUGAAGAUGAAAACUCGCUCUCCUCAAGAUUGAUAAAAAUUACAAAAGUAACUGGUAAGCCGGAUAAAUUAGAAGUUUCUCACCUGGGAGAUGAAUCUCAGUUUAUUGAAAUACACAGCGCCGAUGAUUCUUUAAGCAGUGAGCCGGUUGACCCGGUCAGAGUCAGCGCCGGUGUUGUUUUUGAUCCGACUUCAGCCACAGUCUUACUGCUGCCGGAAAAUGAGAAUGACAGCGCAGCAACCACAAAUCUCGUCACCGCAGUUUUGCAAGGAAAAAUUGAGCCUCGCCUCGUCAAAGUCAAGGACUCAUACACCGGAAAAGAAAUAAAUAUAAAUGAAGCGAUUCGCAAGGGCAUUGUUGAUAAGCAAACUGGAGAAUAUAAGGACAGGAGCGGCCGCAAAUUCUCACUGACUGAUGCGGCUAAACUGGGCAUUGUGACAGUUAUCGGCGCCCCUUUGGUCGCAGGAAUGGCAGUGGCCGAAGGUGUGAAAAGGGCUACCAAGAAAAUCGCGACAGUUCUAGAUAAGAAAACAGGAGAAGAGGUCCCAAUUGAUGAGGCAUUAAAACGAGGAAUGAUCGACGAGCAAAUUUACAAAGAAAUAAAAAACGGGCAUUCUUCGCCUGAAAAACUCGUUUCUUCAAGAGUUGAAACUACAAAAACUUCAAUUGUUAUUCAAGACCCUCAAACCGGCAAAGAAGUUCCAAUCAAAGAGGCGCUGGAAAAGGGCUUCAUCACGCCAGAGCAGCUAGAAGAGUUGUGCAAUAAAAAUAUAAUGCAAGAGAGAACUGUUGAAACCAAAACUUUGCUUCUAGAGGACGAAGAAAUGGAACCCUCGGAAGGUGAUAAAACUAGACACAGAGUUACAACUGAGCCAAAAUAUAGCGUCACAAUUGGCAGAGCUAGAUCAUUCACGCAAUCUCCAGAGCGAGAAGCAAGACCAGUGGUUCUGCAAAAAAUGCGAAAGAAAAUGGUCAAGCCAAAAGACGCAAUUGAUUCUGGCUUAAUUGAUGAAAAAACUGCGAAUUUAUUAGAAAAAAUUGAAAAAGGACCAAAAGGAGAAACUUUAAGUUUGGAUGAGGCUCUAUUACAAAACAGACUUGACGGCAACCAGGGAGAAAUCAAAGAUCCACAACGUGGCGAGAAAUUGAACAUUUCUGAGGCAUUACAAAGAGGAAUAUUGGACUCUGCCUCUGGCCAGUUAUUAAUUCCAGUCGCACAUUCUCUUUCAGUGCUCGAAUUGGUAGAGCAGGGGCUAAUUGAUAAAGACUCCGGAAAAAUAAUCCAUCCAGAAACAGGAACCUUGCUUUCGCUGAAAGAAGCAAUUAUGUGUGAUAUCGUUGAUCCAAUGUCCCCAAUCAAAGAUCCUUUAACUAGCGAAAUGAUGACUUUGGCCGACGCCAUUCAAAACGGCUCAGUCGAUGCUAACGAAACAGUUCUAGUCACCAGAGAAUUCCCAAUUGACCUGCUCACCGCUGUAAACGAGUACAACUUUUUCCAACCGACCCAGCCGUCACCAGAUGCACUACCACUGCCGCCGGUUGGCAUGACGUUCCCACUGGCGUUGCAAAGAGGCCUUGUUGAUGCGGAAAAUAUUGAAAUUAUUCACCCAAUCACCGGUGAGAGAAAGACUGUCGAGGAUGCCAUUAAAAAUGACUUUAUUAUGGCACUUCCUCAUCCAGUUUCUCCCGAUAGCGUUGAAGUAACGCAAGCACUACAGUGCAAUUUAAUUGACAGCCAAACUGGCACAUUUACUAAUCCAAAAUCGGGCAAAGAAGUUCCAGUCUCGGAGGCGGUUGAAAUCGGACUUUUGGUUGUUAAGCCAGUUCCGCACCAUCUCUCAAGCUUUACAGGGCCAGUCACCGCAGUCACUGAAACUGUGACCUCGUACCACACAAUCACCACAAAGACAAUUGAACUUAAGCCAGGCUUCAUUCUCAUCAGCGCCAAUGAAGUUCAAAAUGUGAAAUCUGGUGCUAUCAUGACACUUGAAGAAGCGCGGAGUUUGGGUGCUGUGAAUGAUGAGUCUGAGGUUAAAAAAGAAUUCAGCACCAGAGAAAUUAAAAUGGGCUUUUCGGACGCUGUCGAAAAAGGCCUUGUUGAUCUUCAGAAUGGCACUUAUCAAGAUCCCAACAAUGGAACUAUUUCAAUCGAAGAAGCAAUUUCAAAGGGACUGCUGGACAUGAAUCCAAAACCGUCAUCCCCCACAAAAAUGCGAGCUAACAUGAAUGUCAUUGAGGCUUUUGAUAAAAUUUAUAGCCCUGAAACAGAAUCGUACAUUGAUCCAAAGACUGGAAAACACCUAAGUUUCACUGAGGCUAUGGAAGCUGGUCUGAUUGAUAAAAACUCCGUCGUUUAUGAUGUUAUUUCUGGAAAGCAGUUAACUACAAAGGAAGCAAUUGAAAAGGGCCUUCUUGACCCUCAGACCGGUUUCCUAAAAGACUCUAGUCCCGGAAAAGGAAUGAAUCUCAAAGAGGCUGCUAAACUUGGCUUAUUGGCAGUCGUUGGUGCUCCUAUUCUGGCUGGAAAAGCAAUUUUGGAUGCAGUUAAGAGCGCAAAAGAACAAAAACAAGAAGCACCGCCACCACAACAUGAAAGAAAAUCAUCACUGAAAGAAAAAUCGCCAGUAAUCUCAAUUAUUUCAACUCAAUCGGCCCCUGUUUAUGAAAAGUGCGCGCUGAGAGAUGCAAUUGACGCAAAGAAAAUUCAGCCUCGCACAUGCACCAUCUAUAUUCCAUCUGAAAAGCCUUUGACAGUUGAAGAUGCUCUAAACUGUGGCCUUGCCAUGCCUGAAGAUAUUAUUGAAAUCGUAUCUCGACUUGAAGUGAGACUAAUUGAAAUAGUCAGAAAUCCACCUAGUCCAUACAGCUUGGACAAAAACGCAUUUGUCAGUGAAGGCAUUUACGAUCCUGAGAGUGGAAUAUUCAAGGACGCAACCACUGGAGAGCCUAUUGCUUUCCAUGAAUUAAUUUCUGAUGGUGUUUUUAAUCCCGAUACCAUGUUCAUUAAGGAUUUGCGCACUGACGAAUUUAAGCCAUUGAAAGAAGUUCUUGGUUCGCUGAUUGAUAAGAAUACUGGAAAAAUUGUAGAUCCUAAAACAGGCCAACGAAUCUCAUUCUUUGACGCAGUUGAAAUGGGUCUCAUUCAAGAGCAGCAAAUUAUUUUGGAUGACUCGAUUGAGUCCAAAACACCUGCGUUGUCACUGACUGACCUGGUUCACAAUGGAAUUUACGAUCCAGAAACUGGAGACCUGACUGAUCCAACAACAGGCGAAAAAAUUAGCCUCGUAGACGCCAUCGCCACUGGCGCAAUUGACCCUCGUUCGAUCAACAUUCGCAACCCUGAAAACGAUGACAUCAUUCCUCUGACUGAGGCAAUCAAAUUCGGAAUAAUUGAUCUCCAAAAAGGCGUGAUUGUCAAUCCUGAAACUAAAAAAGAAUUUAAUCUGAAAGAUGCAUUUUUAGAGGGGCUCCUUGUGAGCAAAAGAAGGCCACUGUCAAUUCAAGCACUUGUGCAGAAAAAGUUGUACGAGCCCGACUCCGGUCUCAUUACAGACACGCUCACAGAGCAGCAGGUUACUUUGGAGGAGGCAAUCAAACGUGGCAUAGUUGAUGUUUUUAAUACUGAAUGCAAAGAUACAAACACCGGCUACUACACCCUCUUGGAAGAUUCGCUCAACAAUGGCAUCAUCGACCAAAUUCACGGAAAAUUCAACGAUAAGUCGGCAAAGCAGCAAAUGCCGUUGGACAAAGCUGUAAAAGAAACAUUCAUUCGCACAGUUCAAACUCAAUUGCCCUUAAUUGAAGCAAUCAAACUUGAAGUUUACUCACCCUCCAGUGGAAAAUUGUUUGACCCAACCAGUGGAGACGAAAUAACUUUAAAGCAAGCAAUGGCUGAGAAAUUUGUGGACUGCACCGCUGCCAGAAUUAAAAAUGAUCUCAAUGGAAAAGUUAUUCCCGUUGAAGAAGCUGUAAAAAACAAUUUACUAGAUGACGAAGAAGGAAUACUCACGUACCCGCACCCGAUGAAAUUAGACUCUGCGUUAGAAAAAGGCUACAUCAUGAGUACCAAAAAGCCGUGGACCCUGCAAGAAGCUUUAGCACACGGCUGCUAUGACCCACAGACUGGUUUGAUGACCAUUGGUGAGACUUGUACGCUAGAUGAUGCGAUGAAGAAGGGAGACAUCAACAGAGGCGCUUUGACCGUUAAAGACCCCAGGUCAAGAGAUAUUAUCACUCUCGGCGAGUCCAUCAAAGUGGGAAUCAUUGACCCCAAGGCUGGAAUGGCAACUGACCCAACAAACGGCGCCGACAUGCACUUCUACGAUGCACUUGAAAGAGGCCUAAUUAUUCCUGCUAAGCGCAAAUUUUCGUUACCUGAGGCUGUAUUCAAGGGUUUCUAUGACCCCAAAUCUGGCAAAUUCAUCACUCCGGAAUCUCAAGAAAAACUGACGACCGACAAAGCAAUCAGAGGAGGAAUAAUUGACCCUGCAACAACUUUGGUUAAAAGUCACAUAACUGGAGACCUAGUCACCUUUAUCCAGGCCGUGAAAGACGGACUGAUUGAUGCAAAAGCAGGCACUUUAAAAACAGGGCGCUUCAAACGCGUUGAUUUUCAAGAAGCAUUCGACCAGGGCUUGCUGAUCGAAGCUCGAGUGCCCAUGUCUCUGAGCGAGGCGCUGGCCAAGGGCGUUUUUUGCGAGCGAAGGGCACGUUGGCUUGACCCGAGCACCGGAGAGUGGCUAACCUUGGCUGAAGCUCUCGAGUGCCGCCUGGUUGACCCGGAGUCGGUGCACGUGAGAGACACCAGAUCUGGAUUUUGGAAGAAAAUUUCUCUCGCUGAAGCAAUUGAUGCUGGAUUUAUUGACAGCGAAACCGGCAAGUUAAAAGACUAUGAAAGAGAUGUAGAGGUCACCCUCUCGCAAGGAUUUGAUCUUGGCCUCAUCGUCGACAGCAAGGCGGCCAUUUCACUGCAAAAAUCCAUCCACCAAGGACUCUACGAUGACACCUGCGGAAAAAUCACCGAUCCAAACACAGGUAGAAAAAUUACUCUGCACGAAGCGAUUCGCAGAUAUAUAAUCAAUCCAAUGCUGCCGUGCUUCUGGGACAAAAAAUCAGGCCGUUUGCUCUCUUUGGUUGAGACAUGCCGCGCCGGAAUAAUUGACAGACGUGCCGGAAGCUUCCACGAACCCGGCUCUGAUAUUGUUAUUUCCAUUUCAGAAGCUCUUGAACUUGGCUUAAUUGUCGACAUUGAAAACGCGUUUGGCCUGUACGAGGCAAUUAAAAUGGGCUUGUACGAUAACGAAACAAAAAAAUUCGUGCACCCUGCAAGUGGGCGCAAGCUUACUUUAAGUGAGGCCUGCAAAGAGGAAUUUAUCAGCCCAAAAUUGUCAAUCAUAAAACAUGCAAAUACAGGUGCUUACAUGAAACUGCCCGCUGCUGUUGAUUUAAAUUUAAUUAAUGCUGACGCUGGCGUGUACAACAUGCCUGACAUUAAACCAACUCACGCAAUUAACCUGAAAGAAGCUCAGGAGCGCCAGUUAAUUGUCACAGCCAAGAAACCCCUUUCAAUGGCGGAGGCCAUGUCCUGUGGAAUUUUCAGGCCAGAAAGUGGCAAAUUCAUCGAUCCGGACAUUGGCGACUUCCUUGAUCUCAACCAAGCCCUUCUGCACGGGCUGAUCGACGGCAACACUUGCGCCCUCAAGGACCCUUCAACAGGGCAACUAAAGAGUCUGAACUCUGCCCUAGAAGACGGUGACAUAGACGCUGCCAAAGGUCGCGUCAUCGAUCCUAAAACGAAAAAAUCAUACACUUUUGACACCGCCAUCGCACGCGCCCUGCUCGUCACGGUAGAAAGGCCCAUCACCUUCCAGCAGGCGCUCCGUCGCGGCUCCAUUGACUUUCUGAAGGGCACAUUUAAAGACCCAAGAACCAGUCGGGAAUGCACCUUGGAGGAGGCAAUUAAGUCGGAGCUCAUUGACCCUGAGUCAGCGGUCAUCAGAGACCCUGAAUCCGGACGGUUCAAAACUCUCAAAAGGGCGCUGAACGAAGGUCUAAUCGAUCUCAACAAAAGGGCAAUGUUUGACCCUCAGAGUGGAAAAGCAAAAACCCUGACCAUCCUCUUUGACCAGGGCACCAUCGUCUUCCUCCGAGAGCCACUGACCUUUGACUCUGCGGUUGAACUGGGCCACCUCGAUCUCACCACCGGCCGAUUUACUGAUCCAACCUCUGGUGAAAUUUUGACUCUGAAGGAAGCAGUGACCGCUGGUCUGAUAGACCCUGACUCGGCUCUGCUGAAAGACACUGAAAAGUGCAAAUUGGUUCGCCUCCCUGAUGCGUACAGAAAGGGCCUUAUCGACGCCGACAAAGGCACAGUAAUCAACACGGCCACCAGUCACUUCUGCCCACUCAAAGUGGCCUCCGACACCGGACUUUUAAUCACUCCGAAAAGGGGAAUUUCCCUAAUUGAGGCUCUGAAGUACGGAUUGUACCACCCGAAAGCGGGCGGCAAAUUCACCGACCCAUUUACCAACAGAAAACUGACCCUGUCCGAAACAAUCGAAACGGGCAUCAUAGACCCUAGUUUGACCCUGGUGAAAGACGCGCAGUCAGGCACAGUUAGUUCCCUCCCCGAAGCGAUGUCCUCCAAAUUAAUUGAUGCAAAACUUGGAGAAAUGAUGGAAAAUUCAAGCGGACGCAAGAUCGAUCUGCUACAGGCGUUGGACAGGGGAUACUUAUUAGCCGCCGAAGCGAGGGAAGCGUUGAUGGAAAAAUACCGCCACUGUGAUGAGACAAUAUCAAAACUCCUGGAAUGGAUCGCUGACAUCGAAGAGCAGCUUGCCAACCAGGACUUGCUCAAGGAAACUAUUGAAGAGCUUAAAAAUCAAAUCAAUGAUGUCAAGCGCAUCAAAGACGACCUGGAUGAGCACUCCAGGCCCGUGGCUACCAGCCUGGACCAGGCUCGGCAGAUCGCAGCCGAAGGCAAAGAGGUCUUCUCCAGCAACGAAGUGGCCCUGCUCGAGAGGAACGCUGAGAAACUCAAGUCCCGCUACGAGAAGGCCUCAGACCGAAGCGACAAACUUCUGCGAAAACUUCUGGCUGGGGAGGAAGAUCUCACCAAAUACAGGAAUGAGCUGAGAAACUUCACCUCUUGGCUUGUCAAGGCCCAACAGAGUUUGGAGGAGCGUGAGAAGUCGCUCGGCACUCUGCAGCGCAACGACUCCACCAAGGAGUUUGUGAUCGACGUCAUCUCCCACCAGGCCGACUUGCGGUUCCUCACCAUGGCCGCUCAGAAAUUCGUGGAAGACUCGAAGGACUACCUGUCCGUCCUGAACGAGUACAGAGUCAGUCUUCCUCAGCGGUUGUCCCACCUCGAGCCGAGGAAAUCGUCUCUGGUCAAGCAGGAGCUCCAGGAGGUAACUCAAGCCUACCAGGAGCUUCUUGCUGGUGCCAACAAACUCCAGGACAGAGUGGCUGGAGUAGGAGGCCGUCAAAAGGAGUACAAAGAUGCUCUGGACAAGGCCAGAGCGUGGUUGAAGGAGGCCGAACCAAGGGCCAAUAAGUGUCUUGCCGAACCAGUGAGCGCUGAACCAAGAGCCGUGGAGGAACAGCUGCUCAAGACCAAGUCUCUGCACACCGAGUUCAUUUCCAACGAGAGGCUGAUCAUUACUGCCGUGCAAACCACCACGUCUUUGAUCAAGUCUCUGGAGGGUGAGUUGUCCGCUCAGGACGCUGAUGCUCUGGAGACGCCGGUGAGGGAGUUGGAGAGCAAGUACAGGCAGCUGCUGAAUGCCUUGGGCGAACGUUGCCAGGCGCUGGAUAUUGCGCUGGUACAGAGCCAGGGAGUUCAAGACGCCCUUGACAACUUGGGUUCCUGGUUGAAUGCUUCCGAAGGACAGCUUAAAACACUGACACGCCCUGCCAGCCUAAUUAAGGAGAGACUGUUGGAGCAAAUUAGGGAGCACCGCAUGUUGCAAGCUGAUGUUGAUUCUCACCGAGCUGCAGUUGACCAGGUGUCUCAAUCUGCCCAAGAACUUCUUGCUACUGCCAGCAAUCCCAGGGUUGCUAAGAAAAUUGAAACCAAGCUUAAAGAAGUCACCACUAGAUUUGAGAAAAUGGCUGAGCGAGUCAAUAAGCAUGGAUUAUUCCUGGAAGAAGUUGCCAUUGAGCUUGAAAAGUGGACUCUGCAGAGCAACGCCAUUGAGAGUUGGCUGAUUGAGAUCACAGAUGCCAUCGAAGUGGCCUCAAAAAUGCCCGCAGAAGAGCAACAGGUUCGCCUUGAUAAGGCCCUUCAAGCAAGAGACGCAAAGAAGCCUGAGUUUGAAGAAAUUCUGCGUUCAGGCAAAGCUCUCGUCUCCAAGAAGGAUGUGACUGACACCAACCAAGUCAGAGACAAGCUGAAGGCAUUGGAGAGUCAGUGGAAGGACUUUGGCAUGAUUCUCGAAGAGAGGCAGAAACUUGGCAAGGCCCGUGCUGAGCAGCUCAACGCUUAUGAAAAACUGCGAGUGCAAGUUUUGGAAUGGCUCACGUACAUGGAGAACCGAGUCAACCAGCUUGCACCAGUGGCAAUCGAACCAGAGGCAAUCAAGAAGCAAGCAGAAGAAAUUAAGCCCUUGGUCAAAGAGCAUCGUGACUACGCCAACACAGUUGACAAGGUCAAUGAUCUGGGCAACGCGUAUGACGCCCUUCUGCGUGGUGAAAGGCCAGACUCGCCUAACCGCAGGCGCAGCUCUGCCUUCAGCCCCACAAAGAGACCCUCUGUCAACAACCAGAGGCGUGGAUCGCAAGAUGCAAGAAGCCCAUCACCAACUAAGUUGGCUAACAAUUUCAAUAACAUGCAGAGUCCUGUUUCACCGAAUGGUUCUAGUGGCUUUAGCAGUCGCAGAUCCUCACAGGACGGUUUCCAUUUGGAUGAUAGUCCUGUGCAGCAGCAGCUCAGCGAGAUCAACAACAGGUAUACCCUGUUGGGCUCGCGGCUCACUGACAGGCAGAGUGAGGUUGAGGCGCUCAAGGAUGAAAUCCGAAAGCACCUUGACAACCUUAAAGCGCUCUCGCAGUUCCUGGACAAGAUCCAGCGACAGCUGCCCAAAGAUUCUGUGCCUCAGAACAGAGACGAGGCUGAUAAAAUUGCCCGUCAAAUUAAGGCAAUUGUGGAAGAAAUGUAUGAGAAGCAAUCUCUCCUGGACAGCACUCGAAACCAGAUCAAUGACAUGCUGAAGCGCAAACCAAACGCACCAGGUGCCGACAACUUGAGAGACGAACUUGCAGAUGUGGUCUCCAGAUGGAAGGGACUUCAAGAUCGGUGCAAAGACAGAACCAAGUUCAUGGAAGAUCUCAAGGACUUGCUGGACACUCAAGAUCAGCUGUCCAACUGGCUUACUGCUAAAGAUCGCAUGAUGACUGUCUUGGGUCCAAUUUCAUCUGACUCGAGAAUGGUUCAGAGCCAGGUGCAGCAGGUGCAAGUGUUGAGAGAAGAAUUCAGGACACAGCAGCCUCAGUUGAAACACUUGACAGAUCUGGGAGAAGCAGUUUUGUCCCGCUUGGACGAGAACUCGCCUGAUGGCCAGAGAGUAGCCAACAAGGUCAACAACAUUUUGGAGCGCUGGGCUGACCUUUUGGGCAAACUGGAAGAUCGCGCCAAUUCGCUCGGAGCAGCUGCCAACACAAGUCGAGAAUUCGACGCCGGCCUUGCCCGCCUCAGAGAAGCCCUCCAGGCUAUUUCUGAUGAGCUUGAUGACCUGCCAAUGGACAAGGAGCCAGAAGAGCUGCUUAGAAAGUUGGAGAACCUGGAAAGGCAGCUUGAAGGCAAGAGACCAUUGCUUGCUGAUGCCGAAGCGGCUGGUGAACAGCUUUGCCAAGUUUUGGGUGAUUCGGCCUCUAGAGCUGAAAUUCAAGGCAAACUGGCCCAAGUAAAUAGGCAGUACCAGGGCAUCCAGAGGAAACUGGACAUGAAGAAGGCAGAGCUGGAAGGCAGCCUGAGGGAUGGUCGCCAGUUUGGUGAAGACUGUGCCAGAACUUUGGGCUGGCUGAAUGACGAACUGAGCCAGCUGUCUGAAAAGCUGCUUGUGUCUGCCGAUCGACAUGUACUGCAGCAACAGCUCGAACAACACGAGCCUGUGUACCGUGAUGUAAUGGCCAAGGAGCAUGAAAUCAUCAUGCUACUGAACAAGGGACGAGACACGAUUGCCAAGUCGCCUCAGCAGCGCUCUGGUUCUGAAAGAAAUCUCCAGCGAGAUCUCGACAAGAUCCAGCAGGCGUGGGAGAAACUCAGGAAAGAUGCGGUCGAUAGAAACACCAGACUUCAGACAUGCAUGGAACACUGCCGCAAGUUCUACAGAGGCCAAGAAUCAUUCAUGCCUUGGCUUGAGCAGGCAGAGGCCAAGCUGGACACUUUGCGGCCUACAAGCUUCAAGAAGAAGGACAUUGAGCGUCAGUUGAAGGAGUUGCAAAACUUCCGCAAUGACAUUUGGCGCCACUCUGGAGAGUACGAGAACAACCGUACACAAGGAGACACCUUCAUGGGUGCCUGUGAUAUGGACAAGGAUGUUGUUCGCAAUGAGCUGGCCAACAUGAAGGAAAGAUGGGAUGCUCUUAACAACGAGCUACUCGAGCGAACUCAAGCCCUAGAGGACACAGCGCGUCGUCUUGCUGACUUCAAUGACAACCUUCGAGAUCUUUCUCACUCCUUGGCUCGCUGUGAGGACAAACUUGCCUCUCAUGAUGCUCUGGGCGGUGCUUCCAAGGACCCGAAACUGCUGGAAAGAAUCAAGAAUUUGAGAGAAGAGACCGCAGCUUUGAAAACGCCUUUGCAGUCUGUCAAACAGCAAUCAGGAGAUUUGGUUGCGCGAGCCUCUCAGAAUGGUGCCGACGCUUCGUCCCUUGAGGAGGAAGUGGACACUCUUGCCGACCGCCUGGAUGACCUGACUGCGAGACUGGACGACCGCUGCAAUGAACUCCAGUCGGCUGCUUCUGCUGUUGGCCAGUUCAAUGACCAGAUCAAGGGUCUGACCCAUGACCUGUCAGGCCUGGAGGAGGAACUGGACGCCAUGAAACCUCCAGCAAGAGAGAUCAAGGUGGUUAGAACGCAGAUUGAUGACACAGCAAAACUUCUGCGCAAAAUUAACAAGGCUGGAGAGGACGUGGUUCAAAUUGUGGAGGCUGGAGAAGAGCUUGUUGAUUCUGGAUUUGCGUCAGACGUCGCCGCCACCAGAGAGCAGGUUGAACUGCUGCAAAAGCAGCUCGGCCGCUUAGAGGAGCGUGCCAAGGGCAGGGAAGAAGCCCUGGACAGCACUCUGCGCAGACUUGAGUCCUUCUAUGAGGUGCACACUGCCGUUGUUCGGGAGAUUGUUGAUGUCUGGGAACAGACCAAAAGGUUCAAGACGGUCGCGACUGAAGUUGAGGCCAUCAGGACCCAGCAAGAAGAGUACAGAGAGUUCCACACUGCCCACAUUGAGGGGCUCACCAUUCAGGUGGACGAGUGCAACAAAUCUGGCCAGGGUCUCAUCCAGAGUGCGGCUCCAGGCGUGAACACGAAUUCAUUGGAGAAGGACUUGGAGAAGAUGAAUGAGAAGUGGAAUGACCUCAAAGAAAAGUUGAACGAGAGACAACGCAAAUUGGAUGUUGCCCUCCUCCAAUCGGGCAAAUUCCAAGAGGCCCUGGAUGGCCUUGCAAAGUGGCUCACAGACACAGAGGAAAUGGUUGCUAAUCAAAAACCACCUUCAGCUGACUACAAGGUGGUCAAGGCUCAGCUACAGGAGCAAAAGUUCCUGAGCAAAAUGUUGGCUGAUCGUCAAAACUCGAUGUCUUCCCUGUUCACCAUGGGGCAAGAAGUGGCCGCCAGUGCCGAUCCAUCAGAGCGCAAGCAAAUUGAAAAGCAGCUCAAGGAACUUAUUGGUCGCUUCGACAAUCUGUGCAACGGCGCCCAGAAGAGGCAGGAGGAUCUUGAGAGGGCCAUGGAGGUUGCUAAGAGAUUCCAGGACAAACUCGCUCCUCUCAAUGAGUGGCUCGACAAGACUGAGAAGAAAAUCAAAGACCUCGAAGUUGUGCCGACAGAUGAGGAGAAAAUUCAACAGCGCAUCAAGGAGCAUGACAAUCUGCACAAAGAAAUCAUUCGCAAGAAGCCUGACUUUGAUGAUCUGGCUGAUAUUGCUCAGCUGCUCAUGUCUCUUGUCGGAGAAGAUGAAGCAAGUGCUCUUGCUGAUCGCCUCCAAGAAGCCUGUGACAGGUACGCUGCCCUGGCCCUCGACUCUGAAAGAGCUGGAGCUCUGCUUCUUGAGUCUAAGGCUGGACUGCGCCACCUUGUCCUGUCAUACCAAGAACUACAGGCAUGGAUGGACGAGAUGGAGAGACGUCUUGGCCGAUACAAGAUCUUGGCCGUACAUGUUGACAAGCUGCUAGAGCAAAUGAAUGAUCUUGCUGAUGUAACUGAGGAAAUUGCAAACCACCAGCAAGCAAUUGACAGCACCGUCGACAUUGGUCUUGAGCUCAUGAAGCACAUCACCAAUGAUGAGGCCAUCCAGCUGAAGGACAAGUUGGACGUGCUUCAACGUCGCUUCAGUGACCUCACCGUCAAGGGAUCAGACUUGCUCAAGCAGGCCCAAAUCGCCCUUCCUCUGGUCCAGAACUUCCACGAAAGCCACACCAAGCUUGUCGACUGGAUGCACUCGGCUGAGGGCUCUCUGCAGUCUUUGGAGAGUGGCUCUAGCGGAGGCGGGUCCACUUCCUUCGGACAAAACCAAGAGGAGGAGAUCCGCAGGCUGGAAGCCGACCUUGCCGAGUACAGACCCGUCCUAGACACCAUCAAUGUGGUUGGACCCCAAUUAUGCCAACUGUCGCCUGGAGAGGGUGCUGCCACCAUCGAAGGAUUGGUCACCAGGGACAACAGACGCUUUGACGCCAUUGCAGAACAAAUCCAACGCAAGGCUGAACGCAUUCACCUGUCGAAGCAGCGGUCCAUGGAGGUUAUCGGAGAUCUGGAUGAGCUCCUUGACUGGUUCCGUGAGAUUGACGGUCAGUUGCGUGAGGCUGAGCCACCAAGCGCCGACCCUGAUGUCAUCAGGGUUCAACUCAAAGAGCACAAGGCACUCAAUGAUGACAUCUCCAGCCAGAAGGGCCGUGUUCGAGACGUCCUUUCCACUGCCAAGAAAGUCCUCAGAGAAACUAACCAAAACGAAGACACCUCUGUCAUUCGUGAGAAGGCGGAGGACCUGCGGGAAGUCAUGGAAACUGUCUCUGCGCUCAGCUCAGACAGACUCAGCGCUCUGGAACAGGCUUUGCCUUUGGCUGAGCACUUCCAUGAAACCCAUGCUGGACUCUCUGCCUGGAUGGACGACAUGGAGCAACAGGCCAGCAUGUUGCAACUGCCAGCGCUGAGACCUGAUUUGAUUGCCCAACAGCAAGACAGAAAUGAGCUCUUCUUGCAAUCCAUCAAUGAGCACAAGCCUUUAGUUGACAAAUUGAACAAGACUGGUGAGGCUUUGGUCAACCUCUGCUCACCUGAAGAGGGUGCUAAGGUUGCUGACAUCAUGGAGGCUGACAAUGCUCGCUAUGCCGCCCUUAAGGCAGAAUUGCGUGCCAGACAGCAGGAGCUGGAGAAAGCCCUUCAAGAGAGCUCUCAGUUCUCUGACAAACUCGAAGGCAUGCUUCGCGCUCUUGCCUCCGCUGCUGACGCAGUGCACGGAGCCGAUCCUGUGUCCGCCCAUCCACCCAAGAUCAAGGAGCAGAUCGACGAAAACUCUUCUUUGGCUGAAGACCUCGACAAGAGGGAGUCGGCCUUUGAGGCUGUCAAGCGUGCUGCCGAAGAUGUUAUUGGCAAGGCUAAGAACAAGCAAGAUCCUGCCGUCAAAGAUAUCAGAAAUAAACUCGAGCGACUCAACAAGCUUUGGAAUGAAGUUCAAAAGGCAACCAACGAUCGUGGCAAGUCUUUGGACGGCACGCUGUCGAUUGCUGAGAGGUUCUGGAGGGAACUCGAGGCCAUCAUGCACACCCUGAAGGACUUGCAAGAUACGUUGCAGUCCCAGGAACCACCUGCGGUUGAGCCCUCUGCCAUCAAGCAGCAGAAGCAGGUCCUGCAAGAGAUCAAGCGGGACAUUGACCAGACUAAGCCAGAGGUGGACAAGUGCAGACAGACUGGUCAGAGUCUGAUGAAAAUGUGCGGAGAGCCCGACAAGCCUGAAGUCAAGAAGCACAUCGAAGAUCUGGACCAUGCAUGGAAUAACAUCACCGCCCUGUAUGCCAAGCGGGAGGAGAAUCUCAUUGAUGCUAUGGAGAAAGCAAUGGAGUUCCACGAGACUCUACAAAAUCUCCUUGCAUUCCUCGAAAAGGCUGAGAACAAGUUUGCCAAGAUGGGUCCUCUGGGCUCUGACAUUGACCAGGUCAAGAGGCAGAUUGAACAGCUCAAGGACUUCAAGGCUGAAGUUGAUCCCCACAUGGUCAAGGUUGAAGCCCUUAACAGAUCCCUUCAAAGGCAAGCACAGGAGUUGACCGAGCGCACCUCUGCUGACCAGGCAGCCGCCAUCAAGGAGCCCCUCUCUGCCGUCAACAGACGAUGGGAUGAGCUUCUCCGCGCCAUGGUCGAGCGCCAGCGUCAACUGGAGAAUGCUCUUCUUCGUCUUGGCCAGUUCCAACAUGCUCUGGGUGAACUCAUGGUCUGGAUAGACCGUACCAACAAGACCCUGGAUGAACUAAAGCCAGUUGUGGGAGACCCGCAAGUGCUGGAGGUUGAGCUGGCCAAACUUAAGGUGUUGGUCAAUGACAUCCAAGCUCACCAGACCAGUGUAGAUACUCUAAAUGAUGCUGGCCGCCAGAUCAUCGAGUCUGAAAAGGGCACGACCAACGCCUCUGUCACUCAGGACAAGCUCAACAACCUGAACGUCAAGUGGAGAGAACUUCUGCAGAGAACUGCUGACAGGCAGAGAGAACUGGAAGACGCCCUCAAAGAGGCCCACGAGUUCAAUGCUGAGGUGCAAGAUUUGCUCUCUUGGUUGAGUGACGUGGACAGCAUCAUUGCCGCAUCCAAACCUGUGGGAGGUCUUCCUGAAACAGCCAUGGAGCAGCUGGAGCGAUUCAUGGAAAUCUACAACGAACUGGAAGAAAAUAGGCCAAAGGUUGAAACCGUUCUUCAGCAGGGCAACGAAUAUCUGAAGAGAUCCAGUGCUGGUGCUGCCAAGAACUUGCAAAACCAGCUGAAGACCCUGAAGCAGCGAUGGGAUAGUGUAACGGCCAGGGCCAACGACAAAAAGAUCAAGUUGGAAAUUGCCCUUAAAGAAGCCAACGAGUUCCACGAGGCGCUUCAGGAGUUUGUCGACUGGCUGACCAGUGCUGAAAAGACCCUGAGCAACCUGAAGCCUGUGUCUCGCGUUAUGGAGAUUAUCCUGGAGCAAAUUGAAGACCACAAGACUUUCCAAAAGGAAGUCAGCUCUCACCGGGAGACCAUGCUGGCGCUCGACAAAAAGGGAACACAUCUGAAGUACUUCUCGCAGAAGCAGGAUGUGAUUCUGAUCAAGAACCUUCUCAUCAGCGUCCAGCACCGAUGGGAGCGAGUCGUUUCCAAGUCUGCCGAGCGCACCAGAGCUCUCGACCUCGGUUACAAGGAGGCCAAGGACCUCCAUGACAGCUGGUCGGAGUUGAUGAAGUGGCUGACGGAGGCUGAAGAUUCUCUGGAUGAAUUGGCAGCCACGACUGGAAAUGAUCCUGAGAAAAUCAAACUGCAGCUUGCCAAGCACAAGGAGUUCCAAAGGGCUCUUGCUGCCAAACAACCAAACUAUGACAGCACCAUGCGCCUUGCCAAGAAUGUCAAGGAGAAGGCACCAAAGUCGGACGAACAGACGCUCAAGGACAUGAUGACUGAGCUCAAGAACAAGUGGAACAGCGUGUGCGCCAAAUCUGUCGACAGACAGAGGAAGCUGGAGGAGGCCUUGCUUUUCUCCGGGCAGUUUAAGGACGCCGUGCAGGCUCUUCUGGAUUGGCUUAAGAAAGUCGAAGGCUCGAUGGUUGAGGAUGGACCUGUGCAUGGAGAUUUGGAUACUGUGAACGCCCUGAUUGACAAACACAAGUCCUUCAAAGAAGAUCUUCAGAACAGGGAAACACAACUUAAGUCGGUGCUCAAGACUGGCUCUGAGCUGAAGUUGAAGGCCUCUGCUGCGGACGCUGAAACCAUCACCAGACAGUUGGACGAGAUGAAUGAAUCUUGGUCAAAGGUCACUCGCAUGAGUGACAGGAGAACUGCUCGUCUGGAGGAUGCCCUUAAGGAUGCUGAAAAACUGCACAAGUCGGUCCAUAUGCUCCUCGAGUGGCUGUCUGACGCUGAAAUGAAGCUCAGAUACGCCGGACAACUGCCUGAGGAUGAGAUGGAAGCAAGGCAGCAGAUUGAAGACCACGCCAAAUUCCUCAGGGAACUCAGUCAGAAGGAGUACGAGAAGGACGACACCAUUACUCUAGCGCAGGAAAUCCUCGAGAAGGCUCAUCCUGACGCCAUUUCUGUCAUCAAGCACUGGAUUUCCAUCAUCCAGUCCAGAUGGGAAGAAGUUUCCAGCUGGGCCAAGCAGCGCGAGGCCAAGCUCAAGGACCACAUUCAAACCCUGCACGACAUGGAAGACAUUCUGGAGGAACUCCUCGCCUGGUUGGGUGGACUGGAGAGAACUUUGCAGGACCUGGAAUCAGAAGAGCUUCCAGAGGAGCCUGUGUUGAUUGAAGCUUUGAUCAAGGACCACACCGAGUUCAUGGAGAACACUGCCAAGCGGCAAGGGGAUGUGGACGGGGUGUGUAAGCCUCGCCAGAUCCAGGCGCCCAACCCCACCAAGCAGCCCGCAACUCUGGGCCGCAAGGGCUCCAAGCCCAAGACCAGCAUUGGGGGUAGAGACGACUAUGAUGGAUACAGGGACCGUGAGUCCUCACCCGAACAUGACCUGGGCAGGAGAUCAAGCCUCAGGCACGGAUCUCGGGAAUCAACUCCUGGUAUCCAGAUGCGCAAAGACAGUCGUGCAAGCCCAACCAGAGAGAAAACGCCAGACGAUUUGCCUCACUACGGACCUCGUUUCCCUCCCAGAGGAAGCAAAGCGGAGCCGCAGUUCCGCAACCCACGGGUCAAGCUGCUCUGGGACAGGUGGAGAAACGUCUGGAUGCUUUCUUGGGAGAGACAGCGUCGUCUGCAUGACCGUCUUAAGUACCUGAUUGAGCUUGAAAAGGUCCGCAACUUCAGCUGGGACGAUUGGAGAAAGAGGUUCCUCAAGUUCAUGAACCACAAGAAGUCCAGACUCACCGACCUCUUCCGCAAGAUUGACAAGAACGGAGACAGUCUCAUUCCACGUGAAGACUUCGUUGAUGGAAUCAUCAAAACUAAAUUUGACACCAGUCGCCUGGAGAUGAAUGCAGUGGCUGACAUGUUCGACCACGACUCGCAGGGCCUGAUCGACUGGCAUGAAUUCAUCGCUGCCCUCAGACCAGACUGGGAGGAUAAGAAGCCCAAGAAUGAAGCAGACAAGAUACAUGACGAGGUCAAGAGGCUGGUCAUGAUGUGCACUUGCAGACAGAAGUUCAGGGUGUUCCAAGUUGGGGAAGGAAAAUACAGGUUCGGUGACAGUCAGAAACUGAGGCUGGUGAGGAUUUUGCGUUCAACUGUGAUGGUUCGUGUCGGCGGCGGCUGGGUGGCUCUUGACGAGUUCUUGGUUAAGAAUGAUCCUUGCAGAGCUAAGGGUCGAACCAACAUAGAGCUGCGCGAGCAAUUCAUCUUGGCCGAAGGUGUUUCCCAGAGCAUGACUGCCUUCAAAGCCAAACCCAGUCCCAACUCGUCCAAUGUGUCGAGCCAGGGCGGUUCUGGCCAACGAAGUUCCUUCUCAGGCACAACAGGUCCCAUCACCAAGGUGCGAGAAAGGAGCGCGCGUAGCGUGCCCAUGAACAACAAGGGCCGCUCGUCCUUCUCCGGCGGCACUCCGGACUCCCUCAGCGACAACGAGGGUGGAUACCCGCGCACAUUCCGCAAAACGUCAGCACCGGUCGGUCGGUCCAGCUUGACGCCGGGCGGCAGUCAGCCUGGCAGCCGCCCCGGCAGCAGGACCGGAAGCAGACCUGUCAGCAGGCACGGCUCCAACAUGUCACUUGACAGCACAGAUGAGUGUUGCACUCCAAGUCGCAUUCCCAUGAGACGCGUGACGGCGCCUUCAAGUGGCUACGGCAGAACAACCAUCUCUUCAACCAGGAAACUCACAGUGCCCAUCAACGGCACAGCUCCCUCGUCUCGUCCACGAACACCGACUAGCCUGAGCACGCCGACCGGCAGGACCGGCGGCAGGAUGCAGAGGGCAACGUCGGCGUCCAGUAUACCCUCGUUGUCAGGGUCAGGCAUUAGGUCGCGGAUUCCGGUCUAUGUUGGUUCCGAAUCUUUAGCGAAUCAGCAGGCGUCCGCCUUAACUUCUGCUUCAUGUCCUGGUUCAAAAAGGACCAGUUCGUCUAACAUUCCUGUCCUUCUGAAGAAUUCAUCCAGGCCAGUAACUUUUAAAGAGACAAAAAGUUGCACGCCUAAGGGCAGGUCGAGAACACCAUCAGCGUCCAACAUUCCUGUUUUAGUAGCAAACUCCAGCAGGGCCCGAACGCCUUCAGGCUCAAGCACCAGCACGCCAGGCACCGCCACGCCCGCCUACACGUCCAAGUUGGUGCGCCGUUCGUCGGGAGCGUCGGACACAGCGACAGGAAUCGCUCGCAAGAGUUCCACCAAGUCGUCGUCACCUGCGCCAUUCCACCUUUAGAUAAGAAGCUCUCUAACGACCUGAAUUAACUACUACAACCUGUGUUCUUGAAUAACCGCAAACAGUGAUUAACUCCUCAAAGUAUAUAGUUUUAACCACCGCGUUUACUUAAAAGACGGAAUCGAAAUUUUUGUUAAUUUUUUUUAAACGAAAAAAAGACCAUCGUGUAUAACAAGGGGAGGCCCCAGUUCUUUUUAUGAUUUGUAUUAAUUUAGUUUUUAACACAUAUCAAAUGAUGAGUUGUAACGUGUCCCUUAAUCUAGUUUUUGUUGUUGCAUUGUACCAGCACCAUUACUAAAUCACCAGAUAGGUCUGACAAACAAGCUAUAAACUCUCCGUUCGGCCAUCGAGUCCAACGCCAUAGAGCUCGUCUGCAAUGAUCCUGGCUUUAGCCCAAUAACUCCUGUUGAUACAUGUGCGGUGCAUCGGCGGGACAUUAUUUUGUACAAAACCAAGCUCUGGGACGAGCUGAAGAAAAGGGGGGUCUUUUCUGGCUGCGAACCUUGGUCGUGAGAGAGGUGCCGACGAAGAGCCAAUCAAAGUUACAUUUUCUUUGCCAUAUACACAAACUAGUUUUUAUUCAAGUUGGCUCUUAACGUGGCGCGUUACUACUAAUAUUGAGACGCAUGUUAAAAGUGAAGGACUAAUAACGACUGAAUUAAUCAAGAUGAAAAUAAAUGAUACUAUAUUAUUUGCAACUGGCAUAAAAUAAGUAUGGUGUAAAUAAACCAUCACUACUGUGUAAUCAAGUAUAUCUAGUGUGUAUCUUUGAAUUUGUAUAGAGAGAGAAAAAGAAACGCGUUCGUUUAUCUUUCAGGCACAACUUUGUAAGUUUUCCCCCGAUUACGAGCCCUCCGUGAAAAAAAGCACUCGUGUAUUGUAUUUUUAGUUUCGAAUCUACCUAUCUUCCUUAGAGUCGCGUUUGCCAAUAUAAAAUGGAGAGAAAAGUGAAUGAUCAGCACAAAUUAUUUUUAUGGAACGCUGAUUUGUUCGACGCUGUGAGCUUAUUUGAUACGAGGUUUACACCACUUGCCUGUAAAAAAAUUGCAUUGCACCUUUCUGCUGCUACGUGUCAAGCAGACUCUGCGUUUGGAAUUGUGUAAAAAUUAUAAAUAAGUACCUAUAUAGAUUGUUUGUUCUCGUUUGAACCAGAAGAGUGGGCAAGUUGCAAUUGUGAAAAGCAGAAUUGAUUAAAUUGUCGGAAGCUUUAGUUUCAUUUCGGUAUCUAUAUGUGUCGGGCGUUUUGAUCCACCAAAAUUACACAACAUGAUUAUACAAAAGCAUGAACAUUAAAAUAGAUUAAUAAUCUUGUUAACAUGAUAAUUUUUGCUUAAUAAAAUCUCACCUAAUUAAA